CAGGUGAGCUUGCUUACGAGUGUCUACCCUUUUCGUCCUGCAGACAAGGUCGACCAGGCAGAGAGACAGUUGUCAAGGCGAGCCGCAUACCCGAACGUGCCGGACGUUGGGGUUUUAUAUCACAGCGGGCAGCCCCUCCCAAAGCUCAUGCUGGCCACGACGUCAAGGAAAGUCACCCUUUCACGAUCUCAACCUAUGUCGAAUCGAAUCUUAUCCCGCACAGGGUGGUUCUUUCAACGCUUAGCCCAAAUGGUGCAAGAAAUCAUCCGCAGUAAUGAGAGGCUUGCUGGUGACAGGGGACCCCAGGAUGCCCUCUUGUGCUCUAUCUCAGCCCGCCUGCUUUGCUUCAAUAAGAUCUCCGACUGGACUGUGCUGGGACCUUCAAGCAUCAAGGAGCAUCAGCGCUCGAAAGUAUCCCUGCAUGUCCGGGGCGCCCCCCGAAGACUGUUGCAGUGGCAUCGAUUGCAAACUAUACCACCGAAGCCCCAGCCUAUAGAGCCUUCCAUCAGCUUGUUCGCGCUGCUCGGCGGAGCGAUGCUCCAUCCACCCAGCUACCAGUCUCGAGGACGCUGCCAAGGGUUCCUCGGUCUCGAGCACUAGGGCUUUUUUGUUCCGGUGUCCACAAUAAGCGGCGUAUUUUGCCGACUCCGUGGAGCGACUCCCGGGACGCGCAUGACUUACGGGGCAUUGAGCAAUCAGCUACCCCUGCGAAGUUGGCAAUCAUC
Microdochium trichocladiopsis is the source of this 725-nucleotide messenger RNA. RefSeq lists its product as uncharacterized. Bases 148 to 600 code for a protein of 150 amino acids. The transcript is spliced from 2 exons. The record is from RefSeq and is a predicted model, not a curated record. NCBI's taxonomy places the organism in Eukaryota, Fungi, Ascomycota, Sordariomycetes, Xylariales, Microdochiaceae.